GCUAACUUGACAUGGAAGGCGUUCAACCGUCAUGCUGGCACCUGUGCGCGUUUGACAACAUUGCUUUCUGAACGUCUAUUUAACACCUUUAAUUUACAAAGCAUGGUGUCUAAUGGGGAAGAAGAUGACCCGUUCCCUGUUGACGACGGUCUUUUUGCGGAAACAUUUUCUCAGGAUACAGUUUACACUUUAUGCGGGCAGGAGUUGAAGAUAAGACAGGUCUUUGGUGCAAACCUCGGCGUGGCUGCCCCAGUUUGGGAGGCUGCGUUACAGCUGUGCUGUUACUUUGAGGAGCAGGCGGUGGAGCUGACAGGAAAGCGCAUCAUUGAGCUGGGAGCAGGUACCGGGGUGGUCGGCAUUGUAGCUGCACGCAUGGGUGCAACAGUGACUCUUACAGACCUUCCCUUGGCUCUCAAACAACUUCAGGCCAAUGUUUCUUUGAACAUGCCAUCCAGUGGUUGGCCCUCUGCUCUUCCUACUGUCCUGCCUCUGUCCUGGGGUGAGGACCAAAUGAAGUUCCCCUCUGACUGGGAUCUGGUGCUCUGUGCAGACAUUGUUUAUCUCCCAGAGACUUACCCACUGCUAGUUGAAACACUAGCUCAUUUGUGCAAGAGCGGAGGUCUUGUGUAUUUGUCAUCAAAAAUGCGGAAAGAGCAUGGGACUGACUGCUUUUAUGAGGAAUAUCUGCCGGAUGUAUUUAAUGUGGAGCUUGUACAGCGGGAUGAAAAACAAAACAUUAAUAUAUACAGGGCAUCUCCAAAGUCAGGGCAGUGGCACUGACUGUGCACUUGAUUUGUUUCUGUGAUGACAACGGUUUUGUCUCUGGUUAUGUGGGUGCAUUUUGAAGAGAAUGUAUACAGUUCAUGAAAGCAGACAUGAGUUUGCAAAUGCAUUGCUGUUGAUUAUAAACCACUAUCAAGAGAUUUGACUGCAAACUAAAACAGCUAGAUUUUUUAAAGUCUAGAUACAACUUUUAUUUCGUAAUGCUGGCACAACUUGUUAAGACCAUUUGCACACUUUUUUAAACACUAAAAGGGACUACCAGUUUUGACUCAAGUUUUAGUCAGUCAAAUUUUAGUCACUGUAACAAAGUGUGGUUUCAAGUCAGGUCAGAAUUUAAUAUAUACAGUUCAGAGAGGCACCAAUAAUGUAACUGUUUUUUUGUUUACUUUGCUGAUAAAAGCUUGAAUACAUAAAAUUGAAAAGCUAUUUAAGUUAUCUGUAAUAAGCUAUUUAUUUUUUCUCUUUAUGUCGCUAGAAAUAAAUGUUUUUAAGAGUACAAGUAGAAAGACAUUUGUCUUUGCUUUGUCUUUACUUGCCAUAGGCAGGCAAGUCUGGAAAAGAGGUGUGUGGACCUUUUUCUUCUGUGGUCUUUGGAUCCAGCACACAUUCAUUGAUCUGUGUUUUACUUGAUGUUACUAAUAAAGGUAAAGCCAAACUCAGAAGAUGAGCCACCUUCAAUCAAAUCUAGUCAGAUCACAGUCUUGAUAAAGUAAGAUAAUUUAGCGGAGUUGAUUAAAUUCCUGUUUAAAGUAAUAAGUCCAUAAAUACUGUAGGAUUUUUUCCCAACUUCAUGUUGACCUGGGUUGCUGCUUUAUUGAUCAUGAAUACGUAGUAGAAAAAAUAUUAUGUUUUGUAAAACAAACACACACCAGCUGGCAUGAUGCAGUAGGUAAUGGUGUAAAUACAAUCAUUAAAUAUGUCCGCAAAGUUUUCUGGGCCCAAAUGUUACUCUAAA
Messenger RNA from Cheilinus undulatus (humphead wrasse), 1738 nucleotides. RefSeq names its product EEF1A lysine methyltransferase 3-like. Bases 103 to 780 code for a protein of 225 amino acids. The record is from RefSeq and is a predicted model, not a curated record. Gene Ontology annotation, biological process: peptidyl-lysine methylation. The transcript has 3 exons. Gene Ontology annotation, molecular function: protein-lysine N-methyltransferase activity. Gene Ontology annotation, cellular component: cytosol; cytoplasm. Lineage: Eukaryota; Metazoa; Chordata; Actinopteri; Labriformes; Labridae.